Mizuhopecten yessoensis (Yesso scallop) is the source of this 5845-nucleotide messenger RNA. Its product is annotated as beta-1,3-galactosyltransferase brn-like. Bases 3276 to 4364 code for a protein of 362 amino acids. Lineage: Eukaryota; Metazoa; Mollusca; Bivalvia; Pectinida; Pectinidae. The record is from RefSeq and is a predicted model, not a curated record. Gene Ontology annotation, molecular function: UDP-glycosyltransferase activity; hexosyltransferase activity. Gene Ontology annotation, cellular component: membrane. The transcript is spliced from 2 exons.
AGUUAAGAAUACCAUCAUGAUUCUUUUUAACAUAAUGUAAGGGGAAAUUUCAUUAUGACCAAAUACGUUUGGCACGUCUUUGUACAUAUAUUUGUAGUUUCAUGGCAACAAGGUCAAAAAAAGUUAAUGGACUUUAAAUCAAUGUAAACUCUUAGAAUAGAUAAAUAUAUUACCACUGCCAACAGGAACUAAAACUCCAUGGUCUUCUUAAAUUUUCUGACUCUGCAGGCUGUUGACACCUCUAAAAGUUUUCCCCUUUCCAGUAUGUUGUGGGUGAGAGCACUUCAGUGAUGGCUUAAAUUCUAUGCCAAGUUUAGCACGGUGAAAAAGGCACACAGAUAACGUUGAUAUUGUUGUAAACAUUCCAACACGGUGACAAAUUAGGUCUGCUUCUUGUAAAACUUUACAUUGAUUGUCUACUGAAACCCCUCUCUCAGAACUUCCUAUGCUAAGAUUCAAUUUUCUUAGUUGGCUUGAAAUUCCUUUAUCCCAUUCUGAUAGUCUGACUAGUAGUGUUUCAUUAGGAAAUCUCUGGUAAUAUCCACAAGGGUAAGAAAGAACACAACGAAAAUGUUUUUGUUCUGACGUAACUUCCAUGAAGUUCCCACGUAUUUCACUCUACAAGGACCAGCCUUUUUGUAAAAAUGUUUUAAAAAUGUCUCCACAUUAUGGUUAAGGUAUAUCAAAAAGGUAUAUAAAUCAAUCAGAAGAACAGUAUACAAAAUUAAUCAGGUAAACAAAGCAUCUCCGCACUGAAUGUUGAAAACAUUUAUGUUUUCAUAUUCUAUAGUCUAUUGUGUUCUUUGAUAAACAGAAUAAAGAGAACCAAUUUUUCUUUAAUUUAAUGAAUAAAUUUACACUGAAAUACUUUUUUUAACAACAGCUACAAACUUGUGUUUUUUUAGUCACAUGACAACUGUUGUUAUUCAGACAAGAGUUAAUUUUCUUUGAUUGAUGAGAUAGAAAAGAAAAAAAGAAAUUAAAGAAAAUCUGUAAUAUGCUACAUAUGUUGUUUUUUGAUAUUUUGUAGAGAAAAAAAUCCUCUUCCAGGCGAUAAAAGUAUAUUUAUAUAAAACUCUUGCUCAUGGAAGAUAUUUGCUUUUUUUGUACAGAGGAUUGUGUGGGGGAAUACUGAUAUGGCCCAUAACUUCAUUGUAGCACAAGAAAAAAGCAGCCGUCUUUUAUCAUAAACAAACAUAAUUUUUUCAUCAAAAAUAACCUUACUUUUUUAAACAAAACAUUUCAAGAUAUCCUGUAAUUUAGUGUAUAGCACUUUUUUGAUUUUUUGCAUGGUUCUUAGCUGGGGAGUUACUUAAAAACAUUUUAUCUUUGAAAUAGUUAUUGUUUUUAAUUCCAAUUAUGUAAUCAUCAUCCAAAUGAUUCCAUAACCACAAGUUGAAACACAUAAACCCCUGUCAGUAUACCUGGUAUUACGACUGGCUUUGAAUGACUUUUUGUACAAUUUUUAUUCUAUUCAUUGACGUUUACCUAUAGUUUCUCACCUGUGAGGGUCCCGUCAAUAUCAGACUAUUAACAUCAACAUGUCAGUAUUAACUUCAACCAUGAGUGGUAAUAUUCAGAUGCAGGUAUGUACACAUUCAUGAAAAGCAUGGAUGUGUGACGCUUUACAUUGAGUGUAUGAGUGUCUAUCACGACACAAACCACGAUUAUAUCAGUAAAAUAUGAAGGGGUAUGUUAGGAAGAUAAAUAAAGGUUCCCAAGCGAGUGGUGGUUAUCAAGUUUAUCUAAAUCGAGUUAAUUAAUCUUCAAAUUGUCAAACGACAAAAGAUUGACUGGGUGUCUUUUACAAUUUAAAAAUUAAGUAACGAGAGUUAGAUAAACGUGCUAACUAAUCAGUUUUAGGACCUGUGUCUCCAACAACGUUCGUGUUUUAUCGGAAAACAUGUUUCCUUUGGAAAAUACAUCAUGUGUGUUAACGAUUUCGUCGAAAUGCAUUGUAACGUGACGCCAUAAAUCAAAGAUUGACCAAUAAAAUCACGUCCAGGGUGUUAUCCACAAGUGGGUAACCAAAAAAUGUGUACCAACUCCUAGCAGGUUUAUCUAAUGAGUCAUGAGUGAGGAAUUCUACGGAGGUUGUGGGAGAAAUAACAUCUUGUUGGUGGAAAAGAGGAAGUCAGUCUUAUGUAACCACAUAUUCGGGUAAAUUAAUACUGAAAAAAUAGCUUACAAAACAAAUUAUAUACAAUCAUGUCUAGUCAAUCAACAUCAUUUAUUACGCUGUCAUAAAAAAAACCACUGAAAGUACGUUUUACCUGAAAGCAAAUUAAUGCAUUAAGUAUUACAAGAAUUUUAAUACAAAACAUUUCCUACUGUAUAAAUGGACGGAGAGUCAGGCGGUAUAGCAGGUCGACGAGAUAUCCUUUCAAUUAUCAGUUCCUAAUUUUCAAAUCAUGAACGUAUUACAAUGACAGUACACUAGUAUCAAUGGUAUCAGUACAGUUUUAACUAGUCGGGACUCAUUACAGAAUUAUUGCAAAUACAAUAAACAUGUAUUAUAGUUGUAUUACACAACCAUUUCUGCCAUCAAUCAAUUAUGCUCUAUUUCAUUUAUUCAGCAAAGUUCAACUUCAGGGCUCAGAAAUUGGCUACCCUAUGCUAGAUGUGUGUGUUGACUCUGUGAUAUAGGGACAAUGUAGGUCGGAGUUAUAAUUUUGUGGUAUAUGUUGUCACUUUGUGCUAGAUUUCACGUUGUUGUUGGAAGAUAACUAUAUGGUAUAUGUUGUCACCUUGUGCUUAAGUAUACUGUGUUGUUGCCAGUUGAUAUCGUGGCAUAUGUUGUGACUUUGUACUUAGGUACAUGUAUAUACUGUUGUUUGGAGUUAACGACGUUGUAUAUGUUGUCACUUUGUGUUCAGGUAUACUUUGUUGUUGGGUGUUAACGACGGAUUAUAUAUUGUCACUUUGUGCUAGUGUAAAACACAAUAUGUAGUUGGGAAAUAUCGAUGUGAAAUAUGUUGUCAUUUUGUGGUGUGGUCUUUUUGUCUGUGUUCUUAGACGCUCUGCAAGGUAAUUUGCCUGUUUUAUUUUUGAAUCAUAUAUUCAUAGAAAGAUUAUGUUUUACAUUUUUGCAGCAAUAAUCCUAUUUUUAGAUUACGGUGUUGUAUCCAGCAAUAUCGCUGAAGUUCAUUAUGGGGAAAGAAAGACUUUCUGCCAGUGUCAUUGGUUUCGUGGAAUCACGGUUUGGUUUUACACCAGUCUGCUGAGAAGAUCACUGCGGAGGAAGGACGAUUCUAAAUUGGUGACCAUACAUAGGAAUGAUGUGUAAGACAGCAACAUAUAAUACUUUGGCUACCAAGAUGAAAAUCUACAGUAUUUCAAAACGCCAACGAGUGCAUGUUUUUAUCAUAGUACUUGUCUGCUUUGUUUUAACGAUUGUAAAUGUUUUUUCUCAGGACAAGGAAACAUUUGUUUCAUAUUCUGAAUUUACUUAUCCAAUCGAAAUGGAUUCCAUGGCAAAUCUCAAAGAUUUAAAAACACCGGGAAAAAAAUCUUCUCUCAGAUUUAUUAAUCCACACCCGUUUCAAUACAUUCAUUUUAAAAAGAAAUGCAAUUUUAAGGAGAGUGGGAAAACUUCGCUUUUAAUUCUAGUGAAAUCUACGGUGAACAAUUUUCAUCUACGUGAUGCUAUCCGAGCUACUUGGGGGAAAGCGAUAUGGAAGAACGUGGAAAUUGUUUAUUUGCUCGCUUAUCGCGCAACCCAGCAACCGGAAGUUGAUAAAGAAGCGACUUUACAUGGUGAUAUUGUACAGGAAUCGUUUUUGGAUAGCUACAUGAACAACACUUAUAAAACGAUUAUGGGAUUUAACUGGGCUGUUCAGUUCUGUGGUCAAGCCAGCCAUAUUGUGUUUGUAGACGACGACCAUUAUCUACACAUUCCUAAUAUAUUUAACUUUAUUGACACUCUGGAUAAAUUUAACAGUGAUGACUUGAUGAUUGGGAAUUUAAUAACCAAUGGCGAUCCGGAUAGAUUAAAAUCUUCAAAAUGGUAUGUUUCUUCAGAACAAUAUCCUUUUGAUAAAUGGCCGCCUUAUUUGGCAGGGGCUGUUUACUUGGUCUCACGUGACACAGCAAAUAAAAUGGUGUUGGCGUUUCCGUAUGUAAAAUAUUUAGGAAUUGAUGACGUGUACUUAGGAAUAGUAGCUCGUAAGGUAGGUAUAAGACCUGAACACGAGAAUCGUUUUAUUAUUCCUCCUUAUUUACUAUACACAGAUCCCUCGCAGAUGGUUUAUGGUGAAUUCAAACGUGUAGCAGACUUCGAGUUGGUUAAUCGUUUCCUUAAUGAUUUUUCUGAAAUGAAAAUGUGUGCUUUUUCGUGGAAGUGUCAGUUUGCCUUUUUGCUAUGAAGAGAGUAAUUUUAAUUGCCUGCUUGAUUGAACUGCUGGAAUGAACUGUAGCGUACACAUGUAUCCUAUAAUGCAUAUUAAUCUUUGGCAAUUCGUACUAUGCAAUUCAAUCAACAAAUGCAGUGCCAUCAGUAUGUAUUUACAAUGUACGUUCAAAAAUGGUACUUGGUCAUCCAUAGAAACGUGUUUGUCACAAUUAUUACAAUUGUUUGUAUAUCGAAAAUAAAAACAUAUUGGCGCAACAGAAUUCUUCCCAAAUUAAGUCACACCAUGUUUUAUUCAAUGCUAUUACUCUUUGUUUUUUUAAACAGACUGAUUACCUUCAUGAUGAAUACACAUGUUGGUCGUUUGUACGCUAAGGACUGUUAAAGCUGUUUAGAUUAAUAGGUUCAUAAAGUAGACAAACAAUACAAAUAUUAAUAGAUGUACAUUGUUUUAGAACCAAACUGGUUCGCAGAGGUUGAUCUAAAAGAAGAGACAUUCGUUAAAAAUUAUAAAAAGCAAAAAAAAAACCCACAAGAAUGAAUUAAAUUCGUCGAUAAACGUCAAAGAGAUGUAAGUCAUAUAUUCAUUUCGAAAAAAAGUUAUAAUUGUUUGUCCAAAGCACUUUGUAUCAUAUCAAUACACAGAUUUUAUUCUGACUAUAGGAAUGUUUACAUUUUCUCUGAUGUCAGCUCUAUUAUAUAAAUAAAGGUUGGUUGAUAUUUUUGGUAAUAACAUGAUUUAUGAUUAUUUUUAAAAAAGAACCAAUAGCCUCUAAGAUCAUCUUUACAUCAACGAAUCUGGGGGAAAGGCUGAUAGGAGAGUCAUGAGUGCCUAUCUAUGAUGUCAAAUAAUAAGCAAUUUAGGACUUUUUACUUGAUGAAUAUGCUCUGAUAUUGACCAAAAAGAAAAAAAUAAUGACCGAGGAGAUAGCCGAGGUCGUAUGUUUUCUGUGAUCAAUAUCAAGAGAAUAUUCACCAAGUAAAACGUCCAUAACUGUUUUAAUAUAUAAACAUCAAUGAUAAUCAUAGCUUUCUCAAUUGGAGGAUGAUACGUAACUCCGCCAACAGAGGUUCGUUUCAAAUGUCUUAUACACAUAUGCUAUAAUGAUAUGGGACACAGCACACAUAAACAUACAUGUGUAUGUGUGCUUUGACCAAUAUCAUAGCAUUUGUGUAUGAGACAUUUGUAACGAACUCCUGUGCUCCACCUAAAUCAUGUCGUUUCAACUUGGUCGUGAUGGCUGUCAUUAGGCAAGCUGUCAACGAUGUCAGUAUUGCUAUCGAUUUGUAUUGUCCGGGUUGGGGAGGGUUCUCGAUCAAUCAGAAUUUGUUUAAAAUUGUUUAUAUAAUAAAAGAUUUUAUUUAUGGCAACUUUGUUUUUUCACAUAACUGGACCAUGUAACUAUGCAAUACGACCAUGUCAUGAAUAUGGUAUAACACACGUGUAAUAACACCUUUUACACAUCGUCCUCACAUGGUGCGCACAACUGUGCGUUU